Messenger RNA from Paramecium sonneborni, 209 nucleotides. NCBI's taxonomy places the organism in Eukaryota, Ciliophora, Oligohymenophorea, Peniculida, Parameciidae. The record is from the annotation of a GenBank genome assembly.
AUGGGAAAUUGCACACUCAAAUCAGCAGAGUCAGAAGAUUAAACAGGUAUUAUUAUUUACAUAUUAUAGUCAUUUCUAUCUCUAAUUUCACACAGAAGAGUGUUAUAGGCAAGGGAGGUUUUGGAAAGGUAAGAUAAAAGAAAAUAAUAAAGGAAAUUAGGUCUGGAUGGUUGAGAACAAAAAGUCAAAAAGUUUAUAUGCAAUGAAAA